Amoebophrya sp. A120 is the source of this 2994-nucleotide messenger RNA. The record is from the annotation of a GenBank genome assembly. NCBI's taxonomy places the organism in Eukaryota, Dinophyceae, Syndiniales, Amoebophryaceae.
AUGGGUACCAAUAACGACAGUGGUCUCCAGCCCGAAGAGCUGAAAGCCAGAGCGAGUUUUCUCGCGACCGCGAUCGCCGCGAGGCUACUGUACGCGUACGAGAAAGCGGAGCAGGAGAGUGAAAAGAAAAAAUCUGGAAAAAAAGGCAAAAAGAAGGGCGGCGGGAAGGGAAAAAAGGGCAAUAACAAGGCCGGCUCAACUACAUCUACCUUCGAGCCGGAGAGCAGACGAAAAAGCUCGUUUGAAGGAGAGCAGGACGCUACUAGCCCCUUGUUGAAAAAGCAACGGGCGAAUAGCAGCGGUGGCGAAGAUUAUGAUAGCCCUAAUGCUAAUAUCAAUGACAGGGAGCACGACUCCCCCUUCCCCGCGGCCGACACUCCAGAGGCGAGAAAACAGCUUUACCAAGCCUGUCUCAGCUACUGCUUCGGUGCGGUAAAUUCCAUCACUACCGCCUCUUCCCGAGCAGGCGCAACAUUAGUGAAUUCUGGGUCCUCGUCGCUCUUCGGAGAAGUGUUUGAGUUUGAGAAACUGCUCCACGCACACAAAUUAACACGAAUCUCCGAUGACCUCGGCCCCGUUGACGCGUUCCUGGACCAGAUUUCAAUACUCCACGCUGAAGAAAAAUUAGACCUCUCAGGAGAUAGCAAAAAAACCAACGAGGAUCACCUACAAAGCCAAAGCGCAUUGGCCCCUCCGCGGAAGGAAACCCGGUGGUCCCAGUUCAAGAUGUGGGCGACGUUGGCACCGAGUAUCGAGGAGUGCACGUUUUUCGUGCCCCGGUUUUUCCUCGUGGAUCUUGGGGCGGCGAUGGAGAAAGCCCCGUACGACGUGGACAAGGAAGUCACGCUUUUGGUGGACGAAACAAAGUAUCAAAGUGAAAAAUCCCCCCACCCCAUACUUAAACUAGAAAUUUGUGAUGCAGAUUUGUGGUCACGAAUCAGCUUUGAUGCUAGAAGGGAAAAGAUACGGACUGUAGUGCUGGCUGGCGUGGGAAAGCCUUGCAUCCUCAGCAUGACAGGGGGCAGCUGGAAGGGGGAAACAGUGUGACAAAUUGCCUGCAAACGAGGCCAAAGCUGCGUCUCUUAGCCUUCUAGCAUUACAAGCCGAUUUGUGUACUCAGAUACAGCAUCACAAAUUUCGUUUUCGAUAUGGGGAGGGGGGAUUUUUCCUUUUGAUACAAAGAAGCACAUCUUUGUGGGCCAGUCCGGCAUGUUCAACGACAAGACGUACAACGACGGCCAACGGCAGGGGUACCACUUUGAGAGCAAACUGCUCGACGGGUUUUCCGACGGUGGCAGGACGCAUUUGCUUACUGUGCUGGAGUUUUGUUCUAGUGGAUCAAAGGACCACGCCGCUGGUGGUGGACGAAGCAGACGACCCAGCAACACGAGUACAGCCAUGUCAUCAUUGAAAUGCGUCUACUCCUGCGCCCCAGAUUUUGCUUUUGGCGAGCAGAAGCCGCGACCGGAGAAGGAAGUCGAUUUGUUCAAGUGGAAGACAAUAACGAGGAAGAAGGAACAGAAUCUGAAUCCCGCGUCUCUAACGUCUUCUACAAGUAGCGCGGCAGGCGUUUCUGGCGGAGUAGAUGGGAACAAGGUUUCAACCAAGGAACUCAUCUCGGAGUGGCUCGCCACCGGCAAAAGCUGUCAGUACGGGUUACCGGGCGACGAAGAGAAAGUCGAAACUUUGCACAUCUGGAAACAGACGACGAGUGAUGAAGACCACAGCGCUAGUGCGCCCUCAACUGCGGUCAAAGAUGAACCGGAGCCAAAUCACGACAAAAGUAGAACCAGGUCAACUAUUUACGGCGAACUGAAGCGCACCCGACAUCUUUUCGGGAAAGGCGGCGAGUUGAAAAAGCUGAAAUAUUGGCUGCAGGCGUAUUUCGGCAACAUCAAUCGCGUGAUCGUGGGCUUGGAUGGGGACCAUGGACAGAACCGAAGUGAUGAUAAGAACAUCAUUAACGAAGUACUGUGUUUUAUCCUGAGUAAAAACGUCCCGACACCAGAGUCAGGAUGGGGAUUUUGCAACACAAACCUAGGAGCUUUGGGAGUCACGCAUGACAAGGUGCACUCCGCAGUGUAGUGCAGGUUAGCAAGUGCAGCCGCAUCACAGAUUCAUCUGCUCAUCCUGUUCACAGCAUCACAAAUUCCAAUACACGAUUGGAAAUGGCUUUCAUGGGGAUGCGCAUCACAAAUGUCUUUGUCAUUGCAAAUCUGCGUGACAGCUCUGGUGUGGGGACGUUUUUACUCAGGAUAUGUUUUGAAACGAACACCCUUGUGCCGGACUUGAACCACCAGAAAAAGUUAUCCGGGAGAAAACACCCAUCCCCAUCCAUUUUUUGCAUGAGAAAUAGUGGACUUUAUGCAUGUUUUGCAUGAUGUCCGCCUGACCCACCUUCCCUGCGUGACAGCCAUCUGCGGCCGUUUGCACAGGGGGAGGCAAAGAGUGUCGCACUUCGGUUUAGCAUGACAAAUUGGAUGGGGAUGGGUAUUUUUUCCUGGAUGAAAGUGUAUGCUGAAACUGCAAAAUGCCCUGGAGUGGAUACAGCACACCGUGACGGGCAAGUCACAGAGACCAGCGGGGCAGGCGUCUUUGUGGACCCUGAAAAUCCGAAAGGAAGAUAGCUUCGCUACCACCUGCAAAUUGCAAUUGGUGGAGCAAGCGGAUGAGAAAGUGCCGAGUUUUGUCGGGGAAGUUUUCAGUACGACGUGAUAAAGCGACCUUAAGAAUGGAGGUUUUUGCUGGCUGGUACGGACGCAUCUAGGUUAGAUUUUUCGAAGAAAUUCACAAUCAAAUGACGCAGAGUGAAAACUUGACCACCAUUCAGACCGGGAAUUGUGAACGAACCUUGAGGGAGGUUCCUCAUUCUGCUAGGGUUCAACUUUUCCCCUCAUACGUAACAAAUUGUCCGAUUUCGUUGGUGGUGUCUACGAUCGUGUGUAAGAACCAAUCCACGCGGCGUGCGCCGCGUGGGAAAACAUACAAAGAACC